AUGGCAGACAACAGUUUCGCCUGGGCGGCAACGAAGGGACUGUUGCGAACGAACGAGGUUCACAAAACGGAGGAGGCGAAGCUAGUUGUAGAAGAGAAGUUCAGCAACAAAAGCGAGCGAGGUUCGCUAAAGGAGCUCACGGCUUCCGGCACUGAUGAAGAUGCCUACAUGUUGGAGAAUGAUGUCCCCACCACGGAAACCGAAGCUAUCAGCCACAAGCCUGCCGAUGGUACCAUGAGCAAAUCCAAGUCCUUCGGGUGUGUUUUCCCAACGGUGCAGAAGAACGACAGCCCUCUCACUGUCCUCCCCACGUUCCUCUCUGUGUUGGGGAAAAAAAUCGAGAAUGGGUGCUUGGAGCAGGAGAAGAUGAAGAAGAUGGGCAACCCCCGGGCCGAUGAGAUUGCAAACCACCUGCAGUCCCUCCUGGACAGCCUGAACACCGACUACAAGAAGUUGACCGACAAGGAGGCCGAGGCUAUCACAGACACGGACGGGAAAUCAGUCAAGCUGAAGGAGGAGAUCAUGGCUUUGUUCGUUCAGUGCACGAAGACCGAUGUAAUCCUGAACAAUUACAUCGCCCGGGGCAAGAGCUUCAAGCCCAGCAGCAGCAACCUGGGAAGAUCCGGCUCGAAAGAUGAGAAGAACAAAAAAUCUAAGAAAAAGCCCAAGAAGGACAACAAAUCGGCUUCCAAGAAGGACAAAGCUUCACCAAAACACGGCGACGAAACGGAGGAGGCUAAGCCUGCUUCUCGAAAGUCGAAGAAGAGUAAGGAUGACUCGGCAGAGAAGCCGAACAAGAAAAAGAAGUGCGGCCUGGGGUUGCAAAGUGGCGAAGACUCGCCGUCUGGAGGAUCGGCUUCGGGCUCUGAGGAUGACCUGGCAGAUGCCUUGAUGAUGGAUAUGGCUGAUGCAAAGUCUGUGGUUCGGCUGGCUACUAUUGCAUCGAGGAGGAUGAAAAAGCUAGGUGUCGUCGACCCGGACAUGGAGCGAAUUGCUGGUUUGGGGCAUGGCAGCUACCACAAUGCUUCUCGGGCUUUGCAUAGGUUUGUUCAUCGUGAGGGGAAGACCCUGCCGAUCCCGAUCUCCACGACACCCUUGACUAUUCGCCAGAAACGGGGUGGAAGUAUUGAUGUGAAAUACCCCAUUCUACGGCUGACGGAUUGGCUGAACCAUAUUCUGGGUGAGGCUGGUGGCCAGUUCGUGUUGGCUGGACAUCAUGUAUGGGACACUGGCCAUCAAGAUGUCUUCAGGAGGUUUUGGCAAAGGUACGAGUCGGCGGAUUCACAACACGUGAUUUACAGCCAAAAAAGCGAGCAAGAGCGAUCCCGCACGAUUCCAUUUUGCAUACACGGUGACGAGGGUCGGGGUUUGGCCAAAGUCCCGGUUCUCAUUACGAACUUUCAGUGUGUGGUGCCUUAUAUGGGCGAGGAUCGCCUGAACACUCACGGGCCUCCUGCAUGA
Molecule: messenger RNA, 1461 nt
Organism: Symbiodinium sp. CCMP2592
Lineage: Eukaryota; Dinophyceae; Suessiales; Symbiodiniaceae
Source: the annotation of a GenBank genome assembly